Caenorhabditis briggsae is the source of this 924-nucleotide messenger RNA. Bases 1 to 924 code for a protein of 307 amino acids. The transcript has 2 exons. The record is from RefSeq and is a predicted model, not a curated record. NCBI's taxonomy places the organism in Eukaryota, Metazoa, Nematoda, Chromadorea, Rhabditida, Rhabditidae.
AUGAAUCUAGAACCUCAGAAUUCUAAAAUCUCAGAAUCUGAAAAUUUUGGAAAUCUCAGAAUCUCAGGAUUUCAGAAUCUCCAAAUCUUCAAAUCUCAAAAUCUCAGAAUCUCAGAAUCUCAGAAUCUCAGAAUCUCAGAAUCUCAGAAUCUCCGAAUCUCCGAAUCUCAGAGUCUCCGAAUCUCCGAAUCUCAGAAUCUUAGGAUCUCAGAAUCUUUAAAUCUUAGAAUUUUAAAACCUCAGAUUCUCAGAAUCUCUAAAUUUGAGAAUCUCGGAAUUCCAGAAUCUCAGAAUCUCAGAAUUUUAGAAUCUCAGAAUCUCAGGAUUUCAGAAUCUCCAAAUCUUCAAAUCUCAAAAUCUCAGAAUCUCAGAAUCUCAGAAUCUCAGAAUCUCCGAAUCUCCGAAUCUCAGAGUCUCCGAAUCUCCGAAUCUCAGAAUCUUAGGAUCUCAGAAUCUUUAAAUCUUAGAAUUUUAAAACCUCAGAUUCUCAGAAUCUCUAAAUUUGAGAAUCUCGGAAUUCCAGAAUCUCAGAAUCUCAGAAUUUUAGAAUCUCAGAAUCUCAGGAUUUCAGAAUCUCCAAAUCUUCAAAUCUCAAAAUCUCAGAAUCUCAGAAUCUCAGAAUCUCAGAAUCUCCGAAUCUCCGAAUCUCAGAGUCUCCGAAUCUCCGAAUCUCAGAAUCUUAGGAUCUCAGAAUCUUUAAAUCUUAGAAUUUUAAAACCUCAGAUUCUCAGAAUCUCUAAAUUUGAGAAUCUCGGAAUUCCAGAAUCUCAGAAUCUCAAAAUUUUAGAAUCUCAGAAUCUCAGGAUUUCAGAAUCUCCAAAUCUUCAAAUCUCAAAAUCUCAGAAUCUCAGAAUCUCAGAAUCUCCGAAUCUCCGAAUCUCCGAAUCUCAGAGUCUCCGAAUCUCCGAAUCUCAGAAUCUUUAA